Molecule: messenger RNA, 1401 nt
Organism: Halteromyces radiatus
Lineage: Eukaryota; Fungi; Mucoromycota; Mucoromycetes; Mucorales; Cunninghamellaceae
Exons: 7
Coding region: 391-1353 (320 amino acids)
Biological process (GO): interstrand cross-link repair
Cellular component (GO): Fanconi anaemia nuclear complex
Source: RefSeq, a predicted model, not a curated record
UUUUUUUUUUGGGAAUACAUGUCUAUAGAUUCUAUCAAAACGCAGAAAAUAAACAAACUUAGAUCUCGCAUUCAAACUGAAGACUUUGCUUUUUCUUCCAAUCUCUCUUCAGCCUUUGUCAUGGGUGUCAUGUCUUCUUCUACUGGCACUUUAAUAAAGACAUUGGAAGAAAAGAAUGAACAAACGUCUGACAAACUCAAACCAAUCAUGGUAUCCUUUUUAUAUAUGUAUAUGCCAUUACAUUAUAUGAUAUACAUGCUCUCCUAGUUACUCUUUAGAAAAGAACGACAAUAUUAUUCUUAAUUUCUAUAUUUGUUUUAUAUGUAGAUCAAUUCACGACCAACAUUACGACCACGUCCACCUAGGCUACCGAAGAGAGAUCAACCACGCAUGGAUCUUGCUUCUCAAUCUUCUCAAACUGAACCGACUCAUAUCAUCGACACUGAAGCGAUUCUACAACGACUGGAACCAUUUCUCAACAAAAUACAUCAGUAUUCAAUACCACAUGAUUCUCAAAAUAUAGACCCUAUACCUGAUCGAUCAUCAUUAUUUCAAGAAUUUCUAUGUCUAUCAUUUGACGAGGUGAAAACAGCAUGUGAACAUAUUGAUUUUACAAACUGGACAGAUGAUGCAUUGGCGGAUAUGUACGAUACUUUUGGAUCUAUGGAUAAUCUUGGACAUCUUGUUGCCUGUACUGUUGUCCAGUCUUCUCUCUAUCCUUAUGUUAUUAGAUUGAAGACAUCUUUGUCAAGGUUGUUGAUGAAUAGUGUUCUGCAAUUGGGGAAAGUACAUGGAAAUGUGAUAUUAAAUGGAUUGAUAUUUCCUCUAUUGAAUACUACUGAGAACAACAAAGAAGUAGGACAAUCUCAAAUGGAACUGAUCUCGAAAUUGAUCACCAAUUCACUCUCUCCUUCCUCUCGUUUGACAUUAUUGAAAUUCAUGAUUGCGGGAAACAGUAGCAUAGGUUUAACUCGUCACAACAUUAAAGGUAUUAUAUCGGAUUAUCCAAUGUUAUCAUCAUCAACGACAACAACAGUACCUUCAGAUACAAUCAUGCAACUCCUGAAUAUAAUAUCAAGUUCUCAACCUCUUAUAUCAUUGGAUACUAUGACAAUACGACAGCUGAUUCAAACUAGUCAUCAAGUUGUCCAAGCGAGACCCAAGGACAAGGCAUGUAUGCAACUCUUAUUGACUCUGACAAGUAAGCAUGCGCAAUCUUUGGUGGACGCAAAUAUAUUAGACGACUUGGAGGCCGUGUGCAAUGAAAGUAACAUGUUUUUGAAACGAUCUGUUCUUGGGCAAAUCGCAUCUAUCCGAAAGAAGACGCAAGAUUCACCCAGUGGAUUAUUAUAGUAUAGAUCUUUUUUUUUUUUGUAGUUUUUUGACAACAUAUACCCUUAC